Microdochium trichocladiopsis is the source of this 3489-nucleotide messenger RNA. RefSeq lists its product as uncharacterized. The record is from RefSeq and is a predicted model, not a curated record. The transcript is spliced from 2 exons. The coding region runs from base 140 to 3163 and encodes 1007 amino acids. NCBI's taxonomy places the organism in Eukaryota, Fungi, Ascomycota, Sordariomycetes, Xylariales, Microdochiaceae.
UGUAGCACCACAUUCGACGACUGUCGAGCUGGAUCCAAGGCCGUCUUUCGCUAGCGCUUAGUGAAGACAUGCGGUCCUUACACAUAUCCAAUUGAACGACUGAUGCUCACGGCGCAUUCUGCGCCAGGCACGCGACACCAUGACGCCGCCCAUCCCAGUACCCUCGAAAGCGGCCAUUCGUGCUCUUCGAGGUCUCGCUUUGGGGACCUCCUGUGCCAUCGGGGCUAUCGUCGAAGACCGCAGGCGCCGCAUCAGUACGCUGCAGACCGCAGUUUCCAACAAGGAGAAGCUCCAGUCGGCCAGACGAUACCGAUCGAAUCCAGACGAGGCUGCUUCGUGGCUCCCGUUCGAUGAGGACGCCGUAGCAAUGCGAUUCGGUCCACACCCUCAUGAUCAGCCACUUUCACUCGACGACCUGGAGCUGCCGGCCCGAAGAAGAGUCGAUCACUCGAAGAAAAGCAAGUCAGAGAAGCUGCCUGCUUUGAACGAGGAGCAUACGAAGAGUCAAUCUGGGGCUAGCCAGGGACAACAGGACAUCGCACCCUCAGCUUCACAACGAAAAUCGUCUACCCGGCGAAAGCCUGUCCGGGUCGCCAUCCCGCCGCAGGAACUCUUAUUGCCCCCGGGCACUGUACCGAGCUUGCCUUGGGGUCUGUCCUCAAGAACCACACCAGGCCACGCUGGCGAGGGCAAGGUCGCGUCCUUGAUCGAGGCCAUCCAAGCAGAGCUCAACAACGAGCACGACAAAGCCAGCAUUGACCGUGCGGUAGCCGAAUUCCUUCGCGGGUGCCAGCUCACCAACGCGUACGAAUCAAACGGACCGGCGUGGAAGUUUCUGUCAGCGAGGCUCGCUAAAGAGUGCCAAAAGCGAGGCAAAUGGGAGCAUGCCCUAGCAAUCAUCAACGUUGCCUUGAGGCCAGACGCAAUCUCCCGCGACAAUUUUCGCACUGCCGUUCGGCUUUUCAACACCGUGUUUCCCGAAAGCCCUCACAUGCACAGCCAAGAAGUCCAUGAUCUUGGCGAGGAACUUAUAACACUCGCUAGCCGCAUGAGGGACGUCAGGAGCAUGGAGUCUGUCUAUUGGCGCGUAUUGUCCCAGUCUAACGACGGCGAUUUUGUCGGGUGGUUCAUCAAGUCGCUUUUCGACCUUGGCGACCACAAGCGAGUGAUCAAAUAUUUCCUGCUCAACUACGCCAAGAUGACACCGAGCUUCCAAGGCUUCCAGGAUACAGUCGACUGCGUCGUGCAAGCUGUGGAGAAAACAAGUGCUUGUAAAGUCGGCCAAGUGCUACAGGCCCUUGCGCGUAUGCAGGAUGCAGCCGACGGCAAGUUGAGGUCAAGAUGGAUCAUGCGUCUCCUCCACGCCCAUUGGAAACGACACGAGGACUUUACGCUCUCCCAAGCUUUGUUUGAGGAUGUCAGAACGCAAGGGCUCCUCGACCGCACCGCGCACCCUCAAGGCUCAUAUCGAGCCAUCAUUGAAUUUGCUUUGCGAGCUGACGAAGAAGCGCAAGCUCAACAAUACCUCGAAGAAGUCACACGGCUUUUCCCCGCGAUGUGCAUGGAUAUCCCGAUUCAAGGAUACUUUGCACUUCGGAAGGCCCGGGCCGGUGAUUGGGCAGCCACAGAGGAAAUGUUCGCGGCGAUGCGACGAUCAUCAGCCUACAAAAUGCAACAGGCUGAGUACUCGAUGGCUUUUGUGCCUGUGCUCAAGGAAUUCUCCAGAAAGAAUUGCGUUGGUGAUGUUCGCUUAUUCCUUGACAAGUAUACGUCACAUCUUGCCGUUAAGCUCAACCCCUGGAUGAUGACGGUUGUUGCCAACAAAUAUGGCGAGGUGGAGGACAGGGAUGGGUUUUUCGAAUGGUUCGAAUAUUGUUUCGAUUCGGGCGUAACACUAGACGCCAGCUUCUGCAACGUCAUUCUUGAUAACAGUCGGACGAGGUGGCGCUUGUCCUAUUGGCAGCUGCAGAAGCUGUCCAACAGAAUGAGGGCCCUUCACCCGGAUUCAUACAAUGCAGUCACGCGCCGUAUCCUCCGCGCCGCUGCCACGUCUUCCACCACAGGAACACCGCGUCCAAUACGACAUAAGGAGCUUGCGGUCGAUAAACGCACCCUAGCGGGACGGCCUAUGGAUGCCCGGGAAGCGCAUGAUGCCAUGAGUCACCACCUUGCUAAUGGGAAACCCGCUGCUGCUCUCUUUCUUUACCAACGGGCAAGCAGUUAUGGCAUGCCGCACAGCGAACGAUGUUUGCGCUUGGCCGUAAUUGCGAGCUUCCAUAAAGCUGGAGGUCACAAGGUUGCCCUGGACCUUAUCCAGAAAGCACAUGAGAGUGGACGCCCCGUUACGUCCGCGGCAACCGCUUAUCUCAAGUAUGAACUCGACAGAGUACGAGGAUCACCUGAGAAGGUCUUCCGGCAUAUGCAAAGGACCGUACACAAGUUUGAGGCUCUGCAGAUUGAUGUGGAACCAAAGGCUUACGCAAACUCUGCAAUCACAUGCAUCAAGCUGGGACAGCAUGAUCGAGCAUUGCUGCUGUGUAAGCUUGCGAUGGAAAAGGCUGGCACCACCAAUCCCUGCUUCUCGAGACAGACGUUCCGAGCACUGCUGAUGCUGCACACGCAAACCUUGAAUGUGGACGGACUUAAAGAACUCAUCAGCGCAAUACCACAAAGCAAGAUGGCCGAUGAAAGGAACACCAUGGACCAGCUCAAGUCCGUACGGCGUCAUGUUCAAAACAUGACUGGCAAUGAUGAACGGAGGACAGAAAUUCGAGCGAUCCUCCAGAGCGGCAUCGACUCCACCAAGGCCCAGCGGGCAAAUAUUGCAGACCACAGCGCGGCUGUUUCGGCAGAGGCGUUGCGAAUCAUGAACGAUGCCGUGGUCCAGUUCGAGAAGUUCAAGCAGAUGGAAGAGAAGGCACGCACAGCAGCCAUCGAAUUGGAGCGCGAAGACGACGAGCGCCCAGACAGCGCCUUUUAUAUGAUGCGGUACCGCAUAGAUGGCGACACAAAACGACUUGGGUACCGCAUUUCAGGCCGGCAGGCCCCCCAAUGGCCUAGCCCGCGUGACGAGGGGAUCCCAGUCAUGCUGCACCACGAUGAGGAUGUGCAUCGUCACACCAGGGAGCUCGGUGCUGCUUCCGCCGCUGCCGCCGCCAAUUAAGCUGGCAGCGCGUUGUCGAGAGAGCUGAGUGAGGGAGGCCCUUCCACCAUCUGGGCUAUCCAUGUAUAUUUCUUGUACAAUUUAUCCACAUCCGUCAGGGUGAUGGUCUCUGGCCUUCAGCGAGCGCCAGGCCAGUCCUGCAUUCCGCAUUGGCGGAAGUGAGAAGGAGAGGACACAUCUAAAUAUAACUAAGCUUAGAGCCCGUGAAAACGCUUAGGCCGGCCAUAAAUACUAAAACAUACAUCACUCGCCAUCUUGCCCUUGGACGCCACCACUCUCCAGUGUGUGUGUGUGUGUGUGUGUGUGUGUGUGUGUGUGUGUGUGUG